Molecule: messenger RNA, 819 nt
Organism: Glycine soja
Lineage: Eukaryota; Viridiplantae; Streptophyta; Magnoliopsida; Fabales; Fabaceae
Product: protein mago nashi homolog
Exons: 4
Coding region: 122-577 (151 amino acids)
Biological process (GO): RNA splicing
Cellular component (GO): exon-exon junction complex; nucleus
Source: RefSeq, a predicted model, not a curated record
CUAUACUUCCAUUUAAAAGAAAAGAAAAACGUUCGUUAAAUACUCAUUUGAACUUACACCGCGUGACCUAGCCAAGCCAACACAAAGGGCACAGAAGAGGGUUUCUUUUCGUUUCGUUUCAAUGGGGAGCGAAGAGGAGAACGGCGAAUUCUACCUGCGAUACUACGUCGGGCACAAGGGCAAGUUCGGUCACGAGUUCUUGGAGUUCGAGUUCCGCCCCGACGGGAAGCUCCGCUACGCCAACAACUCCAACUACAAAAACGACACCAUCAUCCGCAAGGAGGUUUACCUCACCCCCGCCGUUCUCCGCGAGUGCCGUCGCAUCAUCUCCGAGAGCGAGAUUAUGAAGGAAGAUGAUAACAACUGGCCGGAACCUGAUCGGGUGGGGCGGCAGGAGCUGGAGAUUGUUAUGGGGAACGAGCACAUUUCGUUUACGACUUCAAAGAUUGGGUCUCUUGUUGAUGUUCAGAGCAGUGCUGACCCAGAGGGUCUUCGCAUCUUUUACUAUCUUGUUCAGGAUUUGAAGUGCUUUGUCUUCUCUUUGAUUUCCCUUCACUUCAAGAUCAAGCCUAUCUAGGGUGUUUGCAAUAUUAUGCAUUCAUCCUCUGGGAAAUAUGUACUUGUUUAGCAACUCUCACUUUUUGCUAAUGGAGUUCAGCUUCUGAUAGAUUGACUUUGUAAUCGUGAAAUGAUUUAGUUCUGUAUUGGUGGUUACAUGAAUUGGAAUUUUAGAUUUGAGGGUAUAGCCCUUGAACUAUAAGUGUUGAUUGGAUUGGUUUUUAUGCAUGGCUUACUUAUUCUUUCUUUCCUUUGCUUUCA